AUGGAUCUGGUUUCAGCUCUGUCACUGGAAACCUGGGUCCUCCUGGCAAUCAUCUCGGUGCUUCUGUACAGAUGUGGGACCCGUACACAUGGAAUUUUUAAGAAACAGGGAAUUCCUGGGCCCAAACCUCUGCCUUUUUUAGGGACUCUGCUGAAUUACUCCAAGGGCUCAUGGAAAUUCGACAUGGAGUGCUAUAAAAAAUAUAGAAAAAUAUGGGGGUUGUUUGAAUGGCAUACGCCUGUGUUUGCCAUCACAGACAGAGAAAUGAUUAAGAACGUGCUAGUGAAGGAAUUCUUUUCGGUCUUCACAAACAGGCGGGAUCUUGGCCCAAUGGGAAUCAUGAGCAAAUCCAUUGCUUUCUCAAAGGAUGAGGAGUGGAAGAGAUAUAGAGCCUUGCUGUCCCCCAUGUUCACCAGUGGAAAACUCAAGGCGAUGUUCCCCAUCAUCAAACAGUAUGGAGACAUUUUGGUAAAGUACUUGAGGCAAGAGGUAGAGAAAGGCAAGCCUGUCUCUGUGAAAGAUAUUUUUGGUGCCUACAGCAUGGAUGUGAUCACCAGCACAUCAUUUGGCGUGAAUGUUGAUUCCCUCAACAACCCAAAGGAUCCUUUUGUGGAGAAAACCAAGAAAUUAUUAAGAUUAGAUUAUUUUGAUCCAUUAUUCAUAUCAGUAGAACUGUUUCCAUUCCUCAAUCCAAUAUAUGAUAUGUUAAAUAUCUCCGUGUUCCCAAAGGAUUCAAUAGCAUUUUUCAAAAACUUUUUGUACAGUAUGAAGGAAUCCAACCUGGAUUCUAAGCAGAAGUACCAAGUGGAUUUUUUUCAGCUGAUGAUGAAUGCUCACAAUAAUUCCUCUGAGUCUCAUAAAGCCCUGUCUGACAUAGAGAUCAUAGCCCAGUCAAUUAUCUUUACUUUUGGUGGCUAUGACACUACCAGUAGCACACUUUCUUUUGUCUUGUAUUCCCUGGCCACUCACCCUGAUGUCCAGAAGAAACUGCAGGAGGAGAUUGAUCGUGCUCUGCCCAAUAAGGCCUCUCCCACCUAUGAUAUUGUGAUGGAAAUGGAGUACUUGGAUAUGGUGUUUAAUGAAACCCUCAGACUUUAUCCAGUUACUGGUAGACUUCACAGAAUGUGUAAAAAAGAUAUAGAACUUGAUGGUGUGUUUAUCCCCAAAGGGUCAAUGGUGAUGAUUCCAUUGUAUGCUCUUCAACAUGACCCACAGCACUGGCCAGAGCCUGAGGAAUUUCGUCCGGAGAGGUUCAGCAAGGAGAACAAGGGUAGAAUUGGUCAUUAUGUAUAUAUGCCCUUUGGAAAUGGACAUAGGAACUGCCUUGGCAUGAGAUUUGCUCUCAUGAGUAUGAAACUUGCUGUCACUAAAGUUCUGCAAAACUUCUCCUUCCAUCCUUGUAAAGAAACACAGAUACCUCUGAAAUUGAGUAGACAAGCAAUUCUUGAACCAGAAAAACCCAUUGUUUUAAAGGUUCUGCCACGGGAUGCAGUCAUAACUGGAGCCUGA
Molecule: messenger RNA, 1509 nt
Organism: Rattus rattus (black rat)
Lineage: Eukaryota; Metazoa; Chordata; Mammalia; Rodentia; Muridae
Product: cytochrome P450 3A2-like
Exons: 13
Coding region: 1-1509 (502 amino acids)
Biological process (GO): oxidative demethylation; steroid metabolic process
Molecular function (GO): heme binding; iron ion binding; oxidoreductase activity, acting on paired donors, with incorporation or reduction of molecular oxygen, reduced flavin or flavoprotein as one donor, and incorporation of one atom of oxygen
Source: RefSeq, a predicted model, not a curated record